AUGUCGGACUCCCCCCAAUCUCCUCCAAAGGAUGUCGAGCAAGGUGCACAGUCACCCGACGACGAAGGACAAAUGAAUGACAAUCAAGACCCACACUCGGUUGGCGGCGCCGCCGGCUAUGAGUUUGAAGUUAAAGAGCAAGAUAGAUGGUUGCCCAUAGCCAAUGGUCGUUCUGCUAAGCAAGAAUACCAUGAUGAGCUCGAUGCUAACAUCCGUAACUUUGCUCCAGUCGCCAGGAUUAUGAAGAAUGCUCUGCCGGACAAUGCGAAAAUAGCCAAGGAGGCCAAGGAGUGUAUGCAGGAAUGCGUCAGCGAAUUUAUUUCCUUCAUCACCAGCGAAGCUUCCGAAAAAUGCCAGCAAGAGAAGAGAAAGACGGUGAACGGUGAAGACAUUCUGUUUGCCAUGACUUCUCUCGGUUUUGAAAACUACGCAGAGGCCUUGAAAGUCUAUCUCUCUAAAUAUCGAGAGCAACAAAAUCAGUCCAACCGAGAGCGUGUCAUGGAGAACACUUGGGCUGGUUCCAUGAUGUCCGGUGAAAAGGGCGACGGAGCUGCACCGGGGCAAGAGUUUGCCGCUGGUGAUGCCUCGAACAGUGCCGAAGCCAGCGCCGACCCCAACUACAUGUACGGCCAGCAUGCCGGCCAUAACGGAGCUGGAGCUGGGGAUGGCUACUAG
This is a messenger RNA of Metarhizium album ARSEF 1941, 675 nucleotides long. Its product is annotated as CCAAT-binding protein subunit HAP3. Gene Ontology annotation, cellular component: CCAAT-binding factor complex; nucleus. Gene Ontology annotation, biological process: regulation of transcription by RNA polymerase II. The transcript has 4 exons. The record is from RefSeq and is a predicted model, not a curated record. Gene Ontology annotation, molecular function: DNA-binding transcription activator activity, RNA polymerase II-specific; RNA polymerase II cis-regulatory region sequence-specific DNA binding; protein heterodimerization activity. The coding region runs from base 1 to 675 and encodes 224 amino acids. NCBI's taxonomy places the organism in Eukaryota, Fungi, Ascomycota, Sordariomycetes, Hypocreales, Clavicipitaceae.